Molecule: messenger RNA, 2775 nt
Organism: Carassius auratus (goldfish)
Lineage: Eukaryota; Metazoa; Chordata; Actinopteri; Cypriniformes; Cyprinidae
Product: synaptotagmin-like protein 4
Exons: 17
Coding region: 236-2329 (697 amino acids)
Biological process (GO): intracellular protein transport; exocytosis
Cellular component (GO): exocytic vesicle; plasma membrane
Molecular function (GO): neurexin family protein binding; small GTPase binding
Source: RefSeq, a predicted model, not a curated record
AGCAACAUGUGAUUUUUGUCUAUAUGACCGCCAUGGAAGCGGUGACGUCUGUGCGCAUCGUGGACGCGCACCUGUUGCUCGGUGUUUGACGCGGCGACCUGCGGAGACUGAAAAGUUUCCGUUUGUUCCGGGACGACGGUUUAUUUGGCAAAGCUGGAAGUCGGUGAGCUCGCAGGGAGAAGGGAACGAAGGGAAGACUGGGAAAAUCCUGCGCUGUUGGUCUUGACUCUUGAGGAUGGUGCAGAACAUGGAGAUCAACGUAUCGUUGCUGACUGAGUCAGAGCAAGAAUUCAUACUAGAAGUCCUUCGACGAGAUGAGGAGCUGAGGCGCUUGGAGGAGCUGCGUGUGAAGAAGCUGAAAGCCGAGCUGCUGGAAAUCAAAAGAAAGGGUGCAAAGCGUGGCAGUGGGAAAUACAGCGAGCGCAGCUGUGGCCGCUGCCAAGAGCCUAUGGGCCUUCUGACCCGCAGUAGCCAGUGCAGAGUAUGCAAACAUCAGAUUUGCAGAAAAUGUCAAUCUGUUCGACCCAACGGAUCUUGGAUGUGUGCCGUGUGUGCCAAAGAGAUAGAUCUGAAGAUGUGCACUGGAGACUGGUUCAAUGACGGGAGGGUUAAUCGCUAUUCUGCAGCUCCUGGACACGACUUAGUUCGAGUUUCCCUCAGGAAAAGGCCUCUGAGUAAAAAGCAUGAGACAGCUGGGGAAAUGCUGUUAAACAGAGCUGAGUUGAAUUCCAGCCAAACUGUUCCUGUGCCCAAACCAAGAUUGAAAGACAUUGCACUAGCAAAUAAGAGCUCACCCAUUGAGACUUAUGAGGGACUUGAUGUGCAAGUGCAACAGCGUAGUGACACAGAAUCAAUAGAAAAAGCCAGUCUGGGCAGCAGCCUUGCCGGGACCGAAUCAUCCCAAAGUACCCCCCUAAUGCAAAGAAAAGAGAAACCGACAGCCAAGACUAGUCCAGCAGGCUCUGCAGUGUCCAUCUUGAUGGUCCCCACUAACAAUGAAAGCCAAUCUACCAAUGAGGCCGCCUCAUUAAUUCAUCACAUGAAUGCGUGUUCUGACUCGCUGCGUGAUGCGGAUAGGCUUUUCAAGAAAAGUGUUAGAAGAGUGCACAAACUAUCAGAUAUUAAACCAGCCUCCACACUUGACUUGCGUAAAGAUGGGACAGAAAAUGCUGCACCCUCUAUGGGAGACAGAAGCCAGUCCGUUCCUGGCCUUAAUGCUGAGGAUGAUGAUGAUGAGGAGGAGGAGGAAGAUAUUGAUAACUUGGUGAAUAUACACAGGCAGAAAUUAGGUGGUAGCUCGGGAAGUCUCGGAGGCUACUCAAGGGCCACUCUUGGUAGUACAAUGAGUGUGUACAGUGAAGCAGGAGACUACGACCGUGUGGAAGUGAGUGGGGAUAUUCUCUUCUCUCUCAGCUAUGAUGAGCCGAGCCAGAGCCUGUCUGUUGUGGUCCAUGAGUGUAAAGGACUAGCUUAUGCUGAUGCAGCAAAAAAGAAGUGCAACCCAUAUGUCAAGGCUUACCUCCUCCCAGACAAGAGCAAGAAGAAAACCUCAAUCAAACGUAACAUUAACCCCAGUUUUAAGGAAACACUGAAGUAUUCCAUCAGCCGUACCCAGCUGAUGACUCGAACACUGCAACUCUCAGUUUGGCACUACGACCGUUUUGGCCGCAAUGCCUUUCUAGGUGAGGUGGAGGUACCAAUGGAUAGCCAUGACAUUGACUCUGCACAUCUAGAGUGCAUGGCUCUUAGAGGAAAGGCAGCUGCCCAGCCAGCAUCUCCAUUCGAUCAGUACAAAGGAGAGCUGGUGAUUUCACUGAAGUAUGUCACAGCAAAUAAGACACAUGCAGAGAACUCUAAUGGAAAAGGAAAAAAGACCAUACCCACGGAUGGUGCGGAGCUGCACGUGUUGAUCAAAGAGGGCAAAAAUUUGAUGGCCAUUAAAACUGGAGGCACAUGCGAUUCCUUUGUGAAAGGGUAUCUGCUGCAAUCAAAGAGCAAGUCUUCCUCAAAGAAGAAGACUCCGCUAGUGAAGAAGACAAGGAACCCAAAUUAUAACCACACAUUUGUGUUCAACAACCUGAGUCUGGAGCAGCUGAAGGAUGUAUGUCUGGAGCUCACUGUCUGGGACAGAGAGACCCUGUCCAGCAAUGACUUCCUGGGAGGAGUUCGCCUCAGCUUGGGAAGAGUGACUAUUAAGGAAGGAAAGGAAGAAUGGGUGGCAGACUCCACAGGGGAGGAGAUCUUGCUGUGGAAGAAGAUGAUGCAGUAUCCCGACUCUUGGGCAGAAGGCACUCUUCCACUGCGCUCGUCCAUGGGAAAGGGCAAGUAAGGAUGCUCCCCAAUAGCCCCCAAGCCAUAAUAAGGAAAUGGGUUUCCACAUUCCAUAACAUAGUAAUAUUUUUUAAGUCUUUUUAGGUUAAUGCAUCUUUUAUAUUUUUUUAACAUUUUAAGGCUGUUCACAAAUAAUGAUGUGAAAAUGUGCAGUGUGUAUAUGUUAAUUAUAUUUAUUUCGUAUAAACAUUGCAGCUAAAGGGAUGUUUUCAAAUACAUGAUUUGAAUGCAGUUCUUAAAAAUGAACGCUUGGAGACAUUAAAUGUUUUAGUUUGAAUAACACUUUGGUUUUUAAAUGUGCACUUAAUGUAAAACGAAAAUGUAGAUUUUUAACACAAUGUAUUUUAAUGUUAUAAUGCUGAUUGACCUCAUUGUGAACACCUUCUUUUUAUGAGCUACACGAAAGUACCAGCAUUUAAUAAAUCUCUUUUUUUUUUUUAAGAA